UUCUGAGGCCUUGCUGAGGUUUAAUUACUUAUAGGCUCUAGUGGUUAAAAGUAAUUUAAGAUGUUCGUACUACUCAGUUUUAAUUCUCUAAUUGACUGUUAUGUUAAGAGACGUUUUAGCUUGGGAAUGGUUAAAUGGCCAAAGAAUUCAAUUAUUUGCGGAUAAGGGCUAUUUUAUUUAACUACUGUUGGCCUGCAACUUAAACUUGCAUCUUUUAUUUUUUUUUUUAUCCUAUGCUUUUUCUGUGUUAUGGCUGCUGCAACAAUAGUUCAUGAUACAUCAGAAGCUGUAGAGCUCUGUGCUCCCUGUGGGUUAUACCUUAAACCCAUUACAAAAAUGACCAUCAGUGUGGCACUUCCUCAGCUGAAACAGCCAGGAAAAUCCAUUUCAAACUGGGAAGUGAUGGAAAGACUGAAAGGGAUGGUGCAAACUCAUCAGUUUUCCACUCUGCGAAUCUCUAAAAGCACAAUGGAUUUCAUCCGGUUUGAAGGAGAGGUUGAAAACAAAAGUUUGGUUAAAUCUUUUCUGGCAUGCCUCGACGGCAAAACAAUAAAGCUGAGUGGCUUCUCUGACAUUUUGAAAGUCCGUGCUGCGGAAUAUAAGAUUGACUUUCCUACCAGGCACGACUGGGACUCGUUUUUCCGUGAUGCGAAAGAUAUGAACGAAACUUUGCCGGGGGAGAGGCCAGAUACCAUUCACUUAGAGGGCUUACCUUGCAAGUGGUUUGCAGCAAAGGACUCUGGCUCAGAGAAGCCGAGUGAAGAAGUCCUUAUAAAAGUUUUCAAGAAAUUUGGAGAAAUACGUAAUGUGGACAUACCCAUGCUGGACCCUUACAGAGAAGAAAUGACUGGCAGAAAUUUUCACACCUUUAGUUUUGGAGGCCAUUUAAAUUUUGAAGCGUAUGUUCAGUACCGAGAGUACGCAGGUUUCAUUAAGGCCAUGAACGCCCUGCGAGGGAUGAAGCUGAUGUAUAAAGGCGAUGACGGCAAAGCAGUGGCUUGCAAUAUAAAGGUUUCUUUUGACUCGACGAAACAUCUCAGUGAUGCAUCGAUUAAGAAACGUCAGCUUGAAAGGCAAAAGCUUCAAGAGCUUGAAAAACAGAGAGAAGAACAGAAACGUAAAGAGAAAGAAGCUGAGGAAAAACAAAAAGAGGAAGAAAG
Messenger RNA from Leptosomus discolor (cuckoo roller), 1160 nucleotides. NCBI's taxonomy places the organism in Eukaryota, Metazoa, Chordata, Aves, Leptosomiformes, Leptosomidae. The record is from RefSeq and is a predicted model, not a curated record.